AUGGCUUCAACAAGCGUUUGUUUAUGGCUUUCAUUCAUGAUUAUUACACAAACAGUUGGAGAAGAUACACAAUCGAUGAUAAUGUCUUUAAUACCUAAUGCUAAAUUUCAAUGUGCGAACACAACUUGUUUACCAUUCAUUAGCGUUAUUACAACAGACAUUAGGAAUUGUCAAUUUGCCUGUUUAGGUCAAAGUCAAUGCAUAGCAGCAACUUUUCAUCGAUCAACUUUCAAUUGUGAAUUAUUUGAUAAUAUGUUGAACCAAAGUGGAAAUAUGUUGGGUGAUGUGGAUGCUACUAGCAUUAAUGUUAUUAGUGGAACGCGAUUUCCACCUGAAUCGACUACGACAUCAACAUCAACAACGUCAUUAUCAACAACAUCAGCAGCAACAACAGCCGGCUGCAAUAUAUUUCUUAAUCAAACUACUUACUCAGUUGGUACUACUCCAGAGUCAGUAGCAGUCGUCGAUGUGAAUAGCGACAAUAAACCCGAUAUUGUUGUUGCAAACUAUAAUUCGAACACCACUAGUGUUCUUCUCAACGCAGGCAAUGGCACCUUUAAGGAUCAAACUACUUACCCAGUUGGUAGUCAUCCACGAUCAGUAGCAGUCGCUGAUGUGAAUAGCGACAAUAAACCCGAUAUUGUUGUUGCAAACAUGGCUUCGAACUCCGUCAGUGUUCUUCUCAACGCAGGCAAUGGCACCUUUAAGGCUCAAACUACUUACGCAGUUGGCACUUAUCCAUUUUCUGUAGCAGUCGUCGAUGUGAAUAGCGACAAUAAAUCCGAUAUUGUCACUGCAAACCGUGAUUCGGCCACCGUCAGUGUUCUUCUUAACGCAGGCAACGGCACCUUUAAUAAUCAAAUUAAUUAUUCAGUUGGUGGCGGCCCUCAAGCAGUAGCAGUCGCCGAUGUGAAUAGCGACGAUAAACCCGAUAUUGUUGUUGCAAACUCUGGAACGACCACCGUCAGUGUUCUUCUCAACACAGGCAACGGCAUCUUUAUUGCUCAAACUACUUACACGGUUGGCAAUAAUCCUCAAGCAGUAGCAGUCGUCGAUGUGAAUAGCGACAAUAAACCCGAUAUUGU
Adineta steineri is the source of this 1085-nucleotide messenger RNA. Lineage: Eukaryota; Metazoa; Rotifera; Eurotatoria; Adinetida; Adinetidae. The record is from the annotation of a GenBank genome assembly.